Molecule: messenger RNA, 728 nt
Organism: Musca domestica (house fly)
Lineage: Eukaryota; Metazoa; Arthropoda; Insecta; Diptera; Muscidae
Product: cilia- and flagella-associated protein 276
Exons: 2
Coding region: 104-613 (169 amino acids)
Source: RefSeq, a predicted model, not a curated record
AUAAACAAACACCAUUUGACAUUUCUCCUAAAUAAAAUAACACAAUUGCCCCAAUUAAAUUUAAAGUCCCAAAUAAAAGAAAAACCACGAAAACACCAAAAAAAUGUUAAGAGUACGCAAUUAUUCCUAUGCUCCGCAUUUGGAGCGGGAGGGACGUUUAAUAUGUCCACUUCCAUCGCCGCCCAAUAUUGAUCCCAACCGUGAAUGGUAUGCCAAUUUAAAACCCUAUGAACGUCUAUUCUACCACCAAACACUGUCAUCGGUGCGGUGUAGUAAACGUUUUGUGGCCACAUCACAAAUCCCUAAGGAUUCGUUAGAUUUUCAAUUGCAAUCGCGUUAUGUGCACUCGCGAGAAAACUUUCCAGAAUCCGUGGAUUAUGUACUGCAAACAGAGACAUGCUGUCCAAUGCCGCAAACAUUUCGGGUGCUUCGAAAUACGCGAGAUGUAAAAGUGCCAACACCUGAUAAAAUGGGUCAUCCAUUGAAAAUUGGUGGCAUUAAGGAAAAACUUUCACCGCACAGUGUUAAAUUAAUUAACAGCGGUCCUCACACCCAGUUGGUGAACAAUGGAUAUUCUCGCCAACCAGCAGAUGGCAAUUUCUUCCGUUAUUAAAAGUAGUUUGAAACAUUUGAUUCGGCCAUCAAAAAUCUGGAUAUGAUUUUAUUUCAUACAACAUUUUAAAAUCGCUAUAAAAAAUAUAUACUUUUUUUAGAUUAUCAAGACUCUA